Messenger RNA from Caenorhabditis briggsae, 858 nucleotides. Bases 1 to 858 code for a protein of 285 amino acids. Gene Ontology annotation, molecular function: S-methyl-5-thioadenosine phosphorylase activity. Gene Ontology annotation, cellular component: cytosol. The record is from RefSeq and is a predicted model, not a curated record. NCBI's taxonomy places the organism in Eukaryota, Metazoa, Nematoda, Chromadorea, Rhabditida, Rhabditidae. The transcript has 6 exons. Gene Ontology annotation, biological process: nucleoside metabolic process.
AUGGUCAAAGUCGGAAUCAUAGGAGGAAGUGGUUUGGAGGAUCCAAAUAUCCUUCUAAACCCAACAGCGAUCUCGAUUGAUACUCCGUACGGACAGCCGAGUGAUCAUCUCAUACAAGGAACAAUCAAUGGUGUCGAAUGUGUUCUUUUGGCACGACAUGGACGGAAGCACGACAUUAUGCCCGGAAACGUCAACUAUCGCGCCAAUCUAUGGGCUCUCUACUCUCUCGGAGUUGAUGUCAUCAUUGCUUCUACUGCUUGCGGCUCUCUAAAGGAAGAAGUGGCCCCAGGGCAUUUGCUAUUUCCGGAUUCAGUUUUCGACAGAACUAACAGUCGCAAAGCUACAUUCUUCGAUGGUACAUUCAGUGGAGCACCUGGAGUCUCUCAUAUCCAGGCUCAUCCCACUUAUAAUGAGAAACUGAGACAGGUUUUGAUUUCUACCGCCGAGAAGUGCAAGCUCGUUCACCAUCGCACCGGCUUUGGAGUUUGCAUUGAAGGACCUCGGUUUUCGACCAAAGCCGAAAGUAUGGUCUUCAAAUCAUGGGGAGCCAGUUUGGUUAACAUGACAAUGAUGCCGGAAUGCAUUCUUGCCAAGGAACUUGGUAUUCCAUACGCAACUACUGCUUUGGUCACCGAUUAUGACUGUUGGAAAGAUGAAGAUCAAGUGACAGCUGCUUCGGUGAUGAAAGUAUUCGCUGCGAACGUGGAAAAAGCGAAGACACUGUUCAUAGAAGCUGUAGCGGAAAUUGGGAAAAUCGAUUGGAGUGCUGAGAUUUUGCAAACAAAAACUGCUGCACGGCAGUCGAUCAUGAUCUCCCCAGAUGUCGAAGUCGAAUUCCUAAAAGUUCCCAAGACAUGA